AAAAGGGAAAGGGGAGCUAACAAUGGCCACCACUAGAUUAUUGCGCACGUUUAAGCCUAUGACUAUUCAUUCCUCCUCUGCCUCUUCUUCUUCUUCAUCUUCUUCACCUCCAACAACUGUUAGGUAUCUGAACAAGGGAUCAGAGAAAAUACUUGGUACUGAGAACGAGCGAAAACAAGUUGCGGUUGUUAAGGCUUCAGGGGCUGGUUCUCAGACACUUGCCUCAUCAAAACCACAAGUGAAUCAGGGAGUUGUAGAUUUGUCCACCUUGGUUACGAAGACCAAUCGUUCUUUGCGCAUUCUACUAAGAACGGCUCUCAAGCGAAAAUCUAUGCAGCAACAGGUCCAGAUGUUCAUUGAAAGGGGCAUUAUUGAUUGUCGGUUCUUUACAUUACUUGCUGUUGCUGGAUCUUUACUUGGUUCAAUAUUGUGCUUUGUCGAGGGAGGUUUUAUUGUUUUAGAGUCAUAUUUCCAGUAUUUUCAAGCCUUGUCUCAGAAGACAGAUCAAGGACAUAUUAUGCAUCUACUUAUUGAAGCAAUAGACAUGUUCCUAGUAGGAACAGCCAUGCUUGUAUUCGGGGUUGGGAUGUAUGCCAUGUUCAUGGGAUCAAAGGCCGUGAAAGAUAAAGGACCGCGGUUCACUGAAUCAAACUUGUUUGGGCUCUUCUACAUGAAGGCAGCUCCAGCAUGGGUUGGUAUGAAAUCAGUUUCGCAAGCAAAAUCGAAAAUUGGGCAUGCGGUGGUGAUGAUACUUCAAGUGGGACUGUUGGAGAAGUUCAAGAGUAUACCUCUUGUCACACCACUGGAUCUUGCUUGCUUCGCCGGAGCUGUGCUUGUUUCCUCUGCUUGUAUCUUCCUUCUCUCCAGACUUAAUUAUUCUGCUACCACUGCUGACUCAUGUCCAUGAGUUGCACAGCUCAAUCAAGUUCAAGCAGAGCUACCGAUCGAUAUUCAUUUAUUUAUAUAUAACCCAUUCUUUUUGUAGUACUGAACAACUGAUACUGAGAUACACAUGUACUACUGAUACCGAUACACUAGUCAUAAUAAACACACACCACAACAGUCAUAAUAUACACAGAAAGGGAAGAGGAUUGUCUCGAAACCCUAUAUAGAACAUAUAUGUUCUUCCAAUUCUUUAUUAGGUU
Molecule: messenger RNA, 1145 nt
Organism: Fragaria vesca subsp. vesca
Lineage: Eukaryota; Viridiplantae; Streptophyta; Magnoliopsida; Rosales; Rosaceae
Exons: 5
Coding region: 23-907 (294 amino acids)
Source: RefSeq, a predicted model, not a curated record